AUGUGGCUCUUCCGACUCGAAUUCCUGACAGCCUACAUGUCAGACGCCGUCGUCAACGGCUUCAUGUUUGGGGCAGCCGUCCAUUCGGCGAGGUCUCAAAUACCUGCACUGCUCGGCAUAAAAGUACCCAAUCGAGACUCGGAAUUCUUCAUGAUAAUCUAUCAACUAAUCGACAUCUGCAAAAAGAUUCCGGAUGUGAACCUCUAUGUACUGGGGAUCUCUGCGGUUUCCAUAACUUUCCUGGUGACUUGCAAGAUGCUGACCGACAAGUACUGGCCGUUCAAGAAGAUUCCAUUUCCGUCAGAGUUGAUUUUGCUAAUCUCCGCCACAAUCUUCUCCUACUUCGUCGAAAUUCACAAGCACUGGAAGGUCAGCAUCAUUGAAGAUAUCCCCACUGGCUUCCCUCCAUUCACCUUCCCAAAACUGGCCCUAUUUCCCGCACUUCUUUCUUAUGGAAUCUCCAUUGCGGUGGUUGCUUUUGCCAUUACAGUAUCGAUGGGUAAAAUGUUUGCGAAGAAACAUGGUUAUACGAUUUAUCCGAAUCAGGAACUCCUAGCCCUCGGCUCCUUAUCUUGCGUAUUGAGCUCGAUUGUAAUCGUGGCCCUACGCUCCCUGAUGAUGAAAGUUCAGGAAGUCCCACCAUUGUGGCGAAUUUCAAAGAUCGAUUGCACCGUUUGGGUCAUCACAGCAGCCGCCGUGCUCGGCUACGAUAUUGUGGAAGGUUUGGUGGUUGGUGUUGUGGUGGCUGUGCUGAGUGUGAUUGCACGGAGUCAAUGGCCUCUGCUCAAUGAAAUUGGCCGAUUGCCAAGUGGUGAUUUUCGAGUGGCAAAUCGGUACGAUUCCGCCGCUGCUCCGAUCGUCCCGGUGAUACGAUUUGAUGCACCUCUCAUUUUCACCAAUGUCGAGCGCUUCAAGCGAGCCAUUCGCCAUGAAAUUGCUACGCUUUCAAGAGUCUACGUAGCGGCCCCUGAAAAAUUACCACUCCCCGAUGAGAAUGAUAUCGUGAAAAACGAGUCUAACGUUCAUUGGGACGUCGUGAUACUGGACUGCAGCACCUGGGUGUAUACGGAUUCGAUGGGGAUUGAAGCUGUUAAGGAGUUAAUACUCGAGAUGCUCUCCAAGAACACGCUGGUACUGUUUUCAGAAGUUAGAAGUGCCGUCCUGAUGCAAUAUCGAAAAGCGGGACUUUUCGAGGUGGCUAGUGAGGACCAAUUCUACCCAUCAACCGCUCACGCGUUGGAAGUAGCGGAAGUCGUGCUAACUAAUGGCUCCAAAUUCAUCGAGGCAGCGGGACUUGGAGACAAGUUGAGAAGAUGCUCCCUUCGAUCCAAUGAU
Molecule: messenger RNA, 1335 nt
Organism: Mesorhabditis spiculigera
Lineage: Eukaryota; Metazoa; Nematoda; Chromadorea; Rhabditida; Rhabditidae
Source: the annotation of a GenBank genome assembly